Xenopus laevis (African clawed frog) is the source of this 2048-nucleotide messenger RNA. RefSeq lists its product as uncharacterized. Bases 405 to 1652 code for a protein of 415 amino acids. The record is from RefSeq and is marked predicted. Lineage: Eukaryota; Metazoa; Chordata; Amphibia; Anura; Pipidae. The transcript is spliced from 3 exons.
CGAGCGCUGCGGGUUACCGGGUCGCAUCUCGGCACCAUUUAUUUGUAUGGUACAUUUUGACAGUUUCUGAGUUUCUAACGCCUAGAGCGUAAGCACGUAAACAGUCUAUACUUUUAGCUGUGUAAUAUGAGAUGUAGCAGCUGACGUCUCAUAUUUGAAUUUAAAACAACAUCUUAAAUCUGUUUUCCUUUUGGUUUUCAGAACCAUGUCUGCAGAUGACUUUUCGUUGGCAGAUGCUUUAGGGGACACUACACCAGCCAAGAAAACAGCUCUAAACAACCCAAAAGGUGCCCAGCAGCAAAACAGUUGGCCAGGGUCUAAUACCUGGGGUUCAACCCCCAGUUCCGCACCGGGUUCAGGACCUCCACCUUCUGCUCCUGGUGCUGAUCCAUCUCAUACACCAUAUGGACAAGCACCAGGAGGAAUAUACCCUGGUUUGCCUACAGGACCCCAGCCUGCCACACCAAAUGUCCCUUCAGGCCCAACUGCACCAUAUUCAGGGGCUCCUGCUGGAAAUUACCCAGGAGCACCUGCUGGGCAGUAUCCAACAGCACCAAAUGCCCCAACUGGACCAGCUGGUCCCUAUCCAGGAGCACCUGCAGGUCAUUACCCGGCAGCACCAAAUGCCCCAGCUGGACCCUAUCCUGGAGCGCCUUCAGGUCAAUACCCGGCAGCACCAAAUGCCCCAUCUGGCCCAGCUGGUCCCUAUCCUGGAGCACCUGCAGGUCAAUACCCGGCAGCACCAAAUGCCCCAUCUGGCCCAGCUGGUCCCUAUCCUGGAGCACCUGCAGGUCAAUACCCGGCAGCACCAAAUGCCCCCUCUGGCCCCUAUCCAGGAGCACCUGCAGGUCAAUACCCAGCAGCACCAAAUGCCCCAACUGGACCAGCUGGUCCCUAUCCAGGAGCACCUGCAGGUCAAUACCCAGCCGCACCAAAUGCUCCAUCUGGACCUGCGGGGCCCUAUCCAGGAGCACCAGCUGGUCAUUACCCAGCCGCACCAAAUGCUCCAUCUGGACCUGCGGGGCCCUAUCCAGGAGCACCAGCUGGUCAACACCCUUCAGCACCAAAUGCUCCUUGUGGACCUUAUCCAGGAGCUCCUGCUGGACAGCACCCAGGAGCACCUACAGGGCCUUACCCAACAGCACCUUCGGGCCAGUAUCCACCUGCAUCCUAUCCUUCAGCACCAUCUGGAACGCCAGCACAAUAUCCAAGCCCUGCUGGUGUCUCUGGCCCAACUCCUACCCCUGGUGGUCCAUACCCUACACCUAAUAUGCCCUAUCCUGCACCUUCUGCUCCAUAUGGUCAAUCAGGUCCAUCACCUGUUGGACCUUGGGGGUCUGGCUCAUGGGGAUCACAAGGUGGGCAGUACCCAGCACCUCCAAACUUGCCAUAUCCAGCAAGUGGGCCAUAUGCAUCUCCUGGCCAAGGUUCUGGUGCUCUGCCAUCAGUGCCGUGGGGAACUGUACCUCCAGGUCAGUGGGGACCAGGCCCCUCUGUUCCAUUCUCUGGAGCUCCUGGAUCAUACCCAGCUCCUGGCUCAUAUCCCUAAAGAUACACAUGCCCCAGUGUUUUUUAUGGACCUCUGGGACCAGGGUGUCAUUAUUAAGUCAUCUUUAUUUAAUCAAGAAAUGCUGGAAGAACAGAGUGCCUAAUCAAGGAUUCACGUUUUAUUCAGAAACAUGUAGUAGCUUCUUUAUUCUACCACUUUGGGAUUUGAAAGUGUUUGUAUUUGAUAUUUUACAGAGCGUUUGGCUUUGAAGAUUGAAGAGGAAUAGUCAACCAAUUGACCUCUGUUUCUAACCUUUCUUUUGUGUAAAGAAGAUAAACCUUAUGUGAGAUUUUGUAUUCUUGGCAAGACGCUGUUUACGUGCACAGAUUUUGCUAUGCAAUGCACUGUUCAUUUUGAUUUGUAUAGCUGCUUUCUGGACAUUUCUGCUUCUGUUGCAUUCUUUUCACAAAAGAUGGGAAAUAUAUAUUUUCAUAGUCGACAUACUAAAAAAACAGUUUAACAGCAUGCCUUGUAAUAUUAAAGAAUUGCUGGCACGGCA